AUGACAGCAGAUGCUCAAAAGGCAACUGCAAGGGCGUAUGAUUACAUUGUGGUUGGAGGAGGUACAGCUGGGUGUCCCCUGGCAGCAACUCUCUCACAGCAUUACUCUGUUUUGCUAUUGGAGAGGGGGGACUCUCCUUACGGAAAUCCCGAUGUUGAGGACUACAAAGCGUUUUUCAAGAUUUUGGGGGAUCCCAAAACUUAUCCCUAUAUAACGCAGGCGUUUGUCUCAGAAGAUGGAAUGCAAUUAGCAAGGGCCAGAGUUUUAGGAGGCGGAACAGCUAUCAACGGUGGCUUCUAUAGCAGGGCAAGCUCUCAAUAUGUUCGGAAAAUGAAAUGGGAUGAGAAACUUGUGAACGAAUCGUAUGAAUGGGUGGAGAAGUUGAAUGUCUUCAAACCAAACAAACUUUUUACAUGGAAUUCUGCAUUCAAGGAUGGGCUUCUUGAAGCUGGAAUUCUUCCCAACAAUGGAUAUACUUUGGACCAUUUGGAGGGCACAAAGGUCAGUGGCUCAACUUUUGACAACAAUGGAAAGAGACAUACAGCCGCAGAUCUUCUACAGUAUGCAAAUCCAGAAAAUAUUAAGCUAAGGGUCGUGGAUGGCUCAAUUUACAAGGAUUCACCUGGUACCAAUCCACAAGCCACUACCAUGAUGCUUGGAAGGUAUAUGGGAGUUAAAAUCGUUCGACAACGUAUGAAGACUAGAAAUAUUCCAUGAUCCUACUAAAUUGAUAUAGGUGUUUAAAAUAUUUCAUUUUAAUG
Messenger RNA from Cryptomeria japonica (Japanese cedar), 761 nucleotides. RefSeq names its product (R)-mandelonitrile lyase-like. The transcript has 3 exons. Lineage: Eukaryota; Viridiplantae; Streptophyta; Pinopsida; Cupressales; Cupressaceae. Gene Ontology annotation, molecular function: oxidoreductase activity, acting on CH-OH group of donors; flavin adenine dinucleotide binding. The record is from RefSeq and is a predicted model, not a curated record. Bases 1 to 717 code for a protein of 238 amino acids.